This is a messenger RNA of Durusdinium trenchii, 2061 nucleotides long. The record is from the annotation of a GenBank genome assembly. NCBI's taxonomy places the organism in Eukaryota, Dinophyceae, Suessiales, Symbiodiniaceae.
GCUGGUCAGUCGGCAAGAAGAUGUGGUGCUGCAAGAUGAAGGGGCUCGGCUGUAAUGAUGAUGGCUUUGCUGUCCCCUUCGACUGCCUUGCCGGCCGCAACAACUGGAGAGAAGGCUGGUCAAAGAGCAAGAAGGAGUGGUGUUGCCGCCACACCGACAUUGGCUGCGAGCAAGAACCGGGAGACGAGCGACCAACCAGGCCGCCCUUCGCAUGCCGAGUGGGUUACUGGAACUUUCGAGAGGGCUGGUCGUCUGACAAGAAGGAAUAUUGCUGCAAAUUUGAGGGGCUUGGUUGUGAAGAUAAACCAGAUGUGGUGGUUUUCCCUUUCAACGACAAGCCGGUUGGGAAAUGUGCUGGUUUCGAGAAGGAAGUCAGCUCAUGUUUGGCAGCGUCAUGUCUUGAGACCUGUGAGCCAGUGAACUGCGAGUUCAGCGAUUGGUCGCAUUGGUCAAACCUUGGCGGCUGCUUCGGCCUUUGCCAGCGGGAGAGGAGCAUCAUACAGCGCAACAACGACUGCGGCAGGCCUUGUCAUGGACCGAGAGUGAUGACGAAAGGAGGUGGUUCCGGCUGCAUGGCUGACUCAAGGUGCCAACUGCAGGAGGAUGUGAAUUGCCACUGGGAUGACUGGUCUGAAUGGAGCGAUACCUGCUACAACCCGCUUGUAGACCAGACACAUCGCUGGCGUCGCAUUUUAGUUGAGCCCAGCUUGGGCGGCAGGCCGUGUCAAGGAGCCUUCAACGAGACCAGAGCGUGCACACAUGCGGGUCGCCAGGACUGCGAAUUCUCUGUCUGGGGAGGGUGGACAGAGUGCAGUGCAUCGUGCGAAGGUGGAACUCAGUCACGGCUGCGUAAAAUUGAAACCUUUGCCGACCAUGGAGGAACGCCUUGCAAUGGGAUGCUUCGAGAAGCACAAGCAUGCAACAUCGAGGUUUGCCCCGGCAAUGUUGCCUGCGAAGUGGGCCCUUGGCAGGAUUGGCAUGGAUGCACUGAGGCAAUGUUCCAAAGGUUUCGAAGCCGCACCCUCGAAAAGGUUCCACAAGUCACAGGAGACCAGGUGCUGUUCUGUGAGUACAGCUUGAUGGAAGCUCAAGGCUGUCCGAAAGGCAUGGAGGAGCCGAAUCUAUGUAUGCUCACAAGCUGGUCAGAUUGGGGUGCCUGCUCCAGCGAAUGCGAUGGAAGCAAGAGUCGCAAUCGAUCCAUCGUUGAGUACAUGAAGAAGACCUGUCAUGUCAGCAGUGUUGCAACCUUGGGGGAGGUUACUGAGUGCGGCAGCCGUGAAUGCCAUCACAGGCCUUGCCAAAUGAGCGAAUGGAGCGAGUGGAGUGCAUGCUCUCAUCGGUGUGGGCCUGGUGUGAUGGAUCGACAACGUGAGGUCCUUGAGGGUGGAAACUGUGAUGCGGCUUUGAAAGAACUGCGAGAGUGUCAAGUCUCCGUUUGCCAACCAGAAGAUUGUGAAUGGGGUGACUGGACCUUCUGGAGUAGCUGCACCAAGAGCUGUGGCUCCGGGGUGCAACGGCGUCAUCGUGAAGUCGCUACGGCACCUCGACAUGGCGGAAGGUCCUGUGAUCCAAAUGCAAGAGAAGAGGUUGGUUUUUGCAACAACCAGACCUGCGACUCGUGUGUAGACGGGAAGUGGGGACCUUGGAGUCCUUGGGGUCGGUGCUCUUCAACCUGCAAGCCAGCCUUUCGGGUACGACAUCGAGAUCCUCAGGAGUUCCCAAAUCACUGCGGAAUGCCUGCCUUGGGACUUGAAGAUGAAUACGAGCUUUGCGAGUAUCUUUCGGAAUGCGAUGAGAGUCAAGACUGCAUGCUCUCGUCGUGGAGUCCUUGGUCCGAUUGCAGCUGUGAAUGCUUCGGAAUCAAAGAACGCUCCAAGCGUAUUGUGCGCAAUGCCAAAGGCGACGGAAAGCAAUGUAAUGGCACGAUGAAAGAAGUAUGGCCUUGCAAUCCAGCGCUCGUGCUCCCAGUGUGCUUGUGACUUUGUAUUGGAGACCUCCCAUAAGGGACUCCCAUAGGAACUUGUCAUAGCUUGUGACACAGCAACAAAAUCUAUUGCACCU